Phytophthora nicotianae INRA-310 is the source of this 675-nucleotide messenger RNA. RefSeq lists its product as hypothetical. The transcript is spliced from 4 exons. The record is from RefSeq and is a predicted model, not a curated record. NCBI's taxonomy places the organism in Eukaryota, Oomycota, Peronosporomycetes, Peronosporales, Peronosporaceae. The coding region runs from base 1 to 675 and encodes 224 amino acids.
AUGCCACGGGAAAUGUAUGACGUCGCAGAGUGCGACGACUUCUGCUUGGCAGUUAUUAUGGCGGCUUGCGCCACCGAGGCGGCUGCCAUUCAGUGGUGUCUAAAGGUAGGCCUUUUACCUCGCAGUAGAGACUGCCCGUCAUGCGGCGAGGCCAUGCGCCUCUCCCCGAACGGCAAGCGCUUUAGAUGCUGCCGUUCUGGGUGCCGCUUGGAGCGGACGUACAAGAAGGGCUCCUUCUUCGAGGGCCAAGGACUCACUAUCCAGGACGCGGUCCUGCUACUUUGGCUUUGGGCUAAACGAGAGCCCAGCACGCACGCACAGCAAAUGACGGGCCACAGCUCGCACACUUUGACUGACUGGUACAGCUUCUGCCGCGACAUUUGCUCGCGCGAGAUGCUGCGCAGUCCUAUGCAGGUUGGGGGACCAGGCCACAUAGUCGAAAUUGACGAAACAAGUAUCAAGAAAAAGUCGAAGAACAACGUGGGCGCCCGCCACCCUGACUUCUGGCUUUUCGGAGGCGUUGAACGCACGACCAACAUGUUCUUCGCGAGCGUCGUAUACGAGGAUCGCACGAAGCCUCGACUGUCCGCUGAAAUUAGAAAAUUUGUCCUACCGGGGUCCCACAUCAUGAGCGACAUGUGGCCGUCUGGGUCAACCAUUCGACCAACUUCGUGA